CAUAAACUGAAAAUAAAUAUGGGAAACAACGACACGAAUUUGGAGGAGGGGUUUUGGCGCUGACGAGGUCGGGGUUCUUCCGCUAAACUAAAAACCUCGUUCCAGAAUAGCUGCCUUAUCUUUCCUUCUCAUUCUUCAACGGAAAUUUACACCUGCCCUUCCAAGAAUUUCCUCCAUUGAUUCCCAAAACCCUCGAAAAUGUUACUCCUCAGCAGCAAUUGAAACGAUAGUGAAGAUGUUGACCACUUUGAGCUCUACAAAGUCCACCAUUUUCGUACCUCAAAGCCCAUUUCUUGAUUCAACCAAAACCAACAAAUGUUAUGCCAAAUUCCGCAAAAGGAAAUGCUCAAUCAAAGCUUCUAUCCCAAGAGCGCCGUUAAGACCCUUUAGGUUUUGUUUCAGUGCAGCAGCUAGUGAUGGAUUUCUUGGUUCUAUUCGAAGGAAACAAAUUGAGGUUCCAUCUAAGGUGGAAGAGAAGGAAAACCAUCCGUUAGAGAGCUUGGUUUCUUGCGGCAGAAAUGGCGGCGAUGAUUUUCCUAGUCAUAUCGCGAAGGUGUUUAUCUUUACAGUUGUUUCUGUGUUUUGGGCGUUUUCUAUUCCGGUGGGGCGAUUUUCGUUGCCUCCUGCAAUGGCUGCCACUGGUGUUCUGAGUGAGGUUUUUAGGGGCAGUAAGAAAAGCAGUAGAAAACAACAGGGAUUGAACAAUAGUGGUCAUCUGUAUUCCCAUUGUACGGAGAGAUUGUUGGAAGUUGUUUCGGGAUUGCUUAAGACAAUAGAGGAGGUGAGAAAGGGUGACAAUGCUAUCACUGGUGUUGAGGCUGCAUUGAAAGAGGUUAAAAAUAAGAAAACUGAGUUGCAAAAUGAGAUAAUGGAGAGAUUGUAUGCGGAAUCAAGAGUGCUGAGAGGGGAAAGAUGGGUUUUGAUGAAACGUUCUGAGGAAAUUCUUGAAGGAGUCUCAAGAGAACAGAGAGAGCAAGAGAGAUUGAAGAAGAAGGUUGGAAGUGGUGUUCGUGGAGAAGGAGUAAAGGAUAAGAUUGCAAAGUUAGAGGAAAACAUGAUAAAUGCCGAGAGAGACUAUAAUGACAUAUGGGAAAGGAUCGGAGAAAUUGAUGAUCACAUUUCCAAGAAGGAGACAUUGGCAUUGAGCAUUGGUGUGAGGGAGCUUUCCUUCAUUGAGAGGGAGUGUGAGCAGCUGGUUGAAGGGUUUUUAAAGGAAGUGAGGCAGAGCAAUAGACAAAGAGUGCAGAAAAGCCCUCCAACCCACCUCUCUAGGUCUGAGAUAAAGAGAGAACUGCAAAGUGCUGAAAGACAAUUACGUGAGCAGAUUGCCUUAACUAAUAUUCUGGAAAAUGAGGAUCUUGAACAUGGGGUUGAUGCGCAGUCAUUUGGAUUUGCCCAACGCCUUAAGCAGUCAAUUGCAAGUUCGAAAAAUCUGCAGCAGGAUCUUGAGAACCGUGCUAGAAAAAAUAUGAAGAAGUAUGGUGAGGAAAAGCGCUUUGUGGUAACCACGCCAUUGAAUGAAGUGGUUAAAGGUUUUCCUGAGAUUGAGUUGAAGUGGAUGUUUGGAAACAGAGAGGUUGUAGUUCCAAAAGCUGUAAGCAUCCAUUUGUUUCAUGGUUGGAAGAAAUGGCGCGAGGAAGCAAAAGCCAAUUUAAAACAAGACUUAUUGGAAAAGGCUGAAGUUGGUAAAAAGUAUGUGGCUGAAAGACAGGGACGCAUUCUUUUGGCUCGAGACAGAGUUACUUCAAGAACUUGGCGUAAUGACGAAAAAAAGAGGUGGGAGAUGGACCCUAUUGCUCUUCCUUAUGCUGUGUCCAAAAAACUUGUUCGGAGUGCUCGGAUAAGGCAUGAUUGGGGUGCUCUUCAUGUUCUGCUGAAGGGGGAUGAAAGAGAAUAUUAUGUUGAUAUUAAGGAAUAUGACCUGCUGUUUGAGGACUUUGGAGGGUUUGACGAGCUCUAUAUGAGAAUGCUCGCCUCUGAUAUUCCAACUGUUGUUCAACUUAUGUGGAUUCCUUUUUCAGAAUUGGAUUUUCAUCAACAAUUUCUUGUAGUAACAAGACUUUCUUACCAGUGUUUGCAUGCAUUAUGGAACACUAAUCUUGUCUCACGUGCAAAAGACUGGACAGUAAAGAACUUUAGACAAAUAAAUGAUGACCUAAUGAUGAUGAUUGGGUUUCCCCUUGUGGAAUUUAUCAUUCCUUACUCGAUUAGGAUGAGAUUGGGCAUGGCUUGGCCAGAGUAUGUUGACCAAUCUGUUGCUUCAACUUGGUAUUUGAAAUGGCAGUCUGAGGCUGAAAUGAGCUUUAGAUCAGGAAAAACGGAUGAACUGGAGUGGUAUCUUUGGUUUCUAAUUAGAUCUGUGGUGUAUGGAUUCAUUUGCUAUCAUGUAUUUCGAUUCAUGCGGAGGAAUGUUCCUGGACUUCUUGGUUUUGGGCCUCUAAGGAGAGAUCCAAACUUAAAAAAGUUACAGAGAGUGAAAACUUACAUCAAGGCUAAGAUCAGGAGCAUAAAGCAAAAGAAAAGGGAUGGUGUUGAUCCAAUCAGUACAGCUUUUGACGGGAUGAAGAGGGUCAAGAACCCACCUAUACGGUUGAAGGACUUUGCUAGUGUUGAGUCUAUGAGAGAAGAAAUUAAUGAAGUUGUUUCAUUCCUUCAAAAUCCUCGUGCAUUUCAAGAAAUGGGAGCUCGUGCCCCACGGGGUGUCCUAAUCGUUGGAGAGAGGGGAACUGGAAAAACAUCUCUAGCACUGGCUAUAGCUGCUGAAGCAAAGGUGCCAGUUGUAGAAGUCAAAGCCCAACAGUUGGAGGCAGGGCUAUGGGUUGGCCAAAGUGCAUCGAAUGUCAGAGAGUUGUUUCAAACCGCACGGGAUCUGGCUCCUGUAAUCAUAUUCGUGGAAGAUUUUGACCUCUUUGCUGGUGUUCGUGGGAAGUUCAUUCAUACCAAAAAGCAGGAUCAUGAGGCUUUUAUCAAUCAACUUCUAGUAGAGCUAGAUGGGUUUGAGAAACAAGAAGGGGUUGUUUUGAUGGCUACAACACGGAACUUGAAACAAAUUGAUGAGGCAUUACAGCGUCCUGGCCGUAUGGAUAGGAUAUUUCGUCUUCAACGUCCAACACAAGCAGAAAGGGAGAGGAUACUUCAGUUAGCAGCCAAAGAAACCAUGGAUGAGGAACUCGUUGAUUUUGUUGAUUGGGGAAAGGUAGCUGAGAAAACAGCGCUUUUGCGUCCAAUAGAGCUAAAACUUGUUCCUUUGGCUCUGGAAGGUGGUGCUUUUAGAAGAAAGCUGCUCGACACUGAUGAACUUAUGAGCUACUGUAGCUGGUUCGCUUCGUUCAGUCAACUCAUCCCAAAUUGGGUGAGGAAAACCACAAUGGUGAAGAAAAUAAGCAAGCUACUGGUGAAUCAUCUUGGACUGACGUUGACAAAGGAGGAUUUAGAGAAUGUGGUGGACCUAAUGGAACCGUAUGGCCAGAUAAGCAAUGGCAUAGAACUACUAAAUCCCCCUCUUGAAUGGACAAACGAGACAAAGAUGCCACAUGCUGUUUGGGCAUCUGGUCGUGGACUCAUUGCAUUUCUUUUGCCAAACUUUGAUGUUGUUGAUAAUUUAUGGCUUGAACCACUGGCUUGGGAGGGGAUUGGUUGCACAAAGAUCACUAAAGCUAGAAAUGAAGGUUCCCUCAAUGGGAAUGUUGAAUCCAGGGCAUAUGUUGAAAAGAGGCUGGUAUUUUGCUUUGGAUCUUACAUAGCAUCUCAGAUGCUUUUACCGUUUGGAGAAGAAAAUCUGCUUUCUUCAUCGGAGUUACAGAAGGCUCAAGAGAUAGCUACAAGAAUGGUGCUCCAGUAUGGAUGGGGACCUGAUGAUAGUCCUACAAUUUAUCACCACGGCAAUGCAGAGACAGUAUUGAGUAUGGGUAACAACUUUGAGUACGAAAUGGCUGCUAAGGUUGAGAAAAUGUAUUAUUUAGCAUUCGAUAAAGCGAAGGCUAUGCUGCAACGGAAUCGUAUUGUCCUGGAGAAAAUUGUCGAAGAGUUACUUGAGUAUGAGAUCUUGACCGGGAAGGAUAUAGCGAGAAUAUUUGCAGCCAAUAAUGGGAUUCGGGAGGAAGAGCCAUUUUCACUUUCGGGCGUAAAUGAUACGGCAGAGCCUGUGUUUCAGAGCUUACUUGAAAAUGGCAACUCGCCAGGAAGCACCAUACUAAUUUCAUCAAAUUAGUGCCAAAGCAAAGGAAGUCGUUGUAAAGCUAUUGUUUGUGGAAAUGCUCCGAUGUUUUUGGAAAGUUCUGCUUGAGCAUUCAACUGUUUUUGGAAAUUCUCCAAUGGUUUUUGGAAGUUGAGUGUCCAUUUGUAGAAUUUCUUAUGUACAGACGAAACUAAAAUUUUUUUGUUCUUUUUCCGUUUAACCUCAUUAAAGUAAUUUACUUAACCAAUAUAUUUAGAGACUCAGAUGAGAUUACUGUAAGGCAUUGUUUGGUUGCAUUGAAUUGAGACCAAGUAUUGGAAUUUGAGCUCUAUAAUUCCAAUCUUGUGUUUGGUUGCUAAAAAUAAAAGUCCAAGAAUUGUAAUUAUAAUUCAAG
This is a messenger RNA of Oldenlandia corymbosa var. corymbosa, 4571 nucleotides long. Lineage: Eukaryota; Viridiplantae; Streptophyta; Magnoliopsida; Gentianales; Rubiaceae. The record is from the annotation of a GenBank genome assembly.